Molecule: messenger RNA, 1749 nt
Organism: Chinchilla lanigera (long-tailed chinchilla)
Lineage: Eukaryota; Metazoa; Chordata; Mammalia; Rodentia; Chinchillidae
Gene: Tedc2
Product: chromosome unknown open reading frame, human C16orf59
Exons: 10
Coding region: 54-1415 (453 amino acids)
Source: RefSeq, a predicted model, not a curated record
CUCCUGCGCGGAAGCCGGGAAACUGUAGCGGCUGCAAAACUCCAGGAAUCGGAAUGGCCGUCUUGCUACAGGCUGACUGUGCCCGUCGGCUGGUGGCCGAGCUUCAGGGCGCCCUGGACGCCUGCGCAGAGCGACAGCGGCAGGUGGAGCAGAGCUUGCGCGUCUCCCGGCGGCUGCUGCAGGCCUGGGAACCAGCUGGGACCACAGCUCUGGAGCCACCUCCUGGGUCAGAAACUAAAAAAGACCCUUCUCCAGCAUGCACACCAAACCCCCAAGACAUCAAGGAGCUGGAGCUUCUGACACAGGCACUGGAGAAGGCAAUACGGGUGCGGAAAGGCAUCUCUAAGACUGGAGAAAGAGGCAGAACCCCCAGCCUGAAACCUGGGUCCACUGCUUUGUCUCCUGGCACCACUGCCUCUGCCUCACCCCAGUCCUCAAGCCGGACUGGCCACUGUUCUUCAAGGACAAGACCCACCAAGGGCAUCCUUCAGACUAAGGUGCCUGCCAAGCACCACCCAGAGCACAGGCUUCCGUUGGCGGGAAACAGGUCUCCUGUGGGGAUAGGAGCCCAAGCCACCAGGCUUGAGCCGAAUCACAGGGAACAAAUGACCCUGUCAGCUGCUCCUCAUGCAGCAGAAACCUUCACACUCAAGGAGAAGGGGACCCUGCUGCAGCUGCCCAUGGCCUUCAGGAAGGUGGCUUCCCGGAAUUCCUGGUUUAAGGAGCAGCCCCAGGAAGUUCCUUUGUGGAAUGGCAAUGGGCUUUCUUCAGACCCCAUUUGUGGUGGGAGCGUGGGGCCUGGCCAUAGGAGAGUUUCCCUGACCCACGUCCAGUCGAGCAUAUCCAGCUCCAGGUUCAGUGCCGUGGAGGUAGAGAUGGAGGCCCAAUGCCUGCAGAAAGCCUGUGCGCUGCUUAGACUACGCAUGCAAGAAGAGCUCUCAGCAGCCCCUGAAGACUGGAUGCAGGAAUACCGAUGCCUGCUCACCCUGGAGGGGCUGCAGGCCAUGGCUGGGCAGUGUCUCCAUAAGGUGCAGGAACUGUGUACAGGGAUUGAAUCCAGUACCUUUUGCCUGCGAGCUCUGACAGAACAGUUGCCAGGACCUUGUCUCAUGGGGAGGCCUCUCAAGGCCUCCUUGCCCUGUGGAGAUCGUGUAUGCACUUCCUGGGGCCCUCAGCUCCUCCUCUACUCCAGCACCCAAGAGCUACAGACCCUGGCAACCCUCAGGCUUCGGGUGGCCAUGCUGGAGCAGCAGGUCCACCUGGAAAAGGUCCUGAUGGCUGAACUCCUCCCCAUGGUGAGCACCCAGGAGCCCCAGGGCCAGCCCUGGCUGGCACUGUGCCGAGCUGCCUAUAGCCUGCUCUGCGAGGGAGGGGAGCGCUUCCUCACAAUCCUGCAAGAAGACCCUGCUGACUGAAACUACAACCCAGGUCUUGGCAUCCUGGGGCAAGGAAGCCUUUCAGAGAGUCCCCUUCUGGCUGGAGUAAAGUGAACUGGGAUUGAGGAGAAUUUCCCUGGUUUGGAUACAAGGACCUGGUAUAGAUCCAGGGACUUGUACCUCACUGUGUGUGUACCUCACUGGGCUGCCCUACCUGUUCAGGGCUCAGCUUUCUGCCUUCCUGGGGCCCAGUAGCCCAGAUGCAGGGGGUGAGGGGGGUGUUGUUUUUGUCUUCUUACUAUAUAUCUAAGAACUGGUUGUACAUUAAAACUACUACUUUAGGAAGCAUAUCUUUUAAAAUCAUACCAAAGUA